Molecule: messenger RNA, 477 nt
Organism: Saitoella complicata NRRL Y-17804
Lineage: Eukaryota; Fungi; Ascomycota; Saitoellomycetes; Saitoellales; Saitoellaceae
Exons: 2
Coding region: 1-477 (158 amino acids)
Source: RefSeq, a predicted model, not a curated record
AUGUUCAGAAGAUCAUUCCACGCUUCUCGUCGCGCCUUGGCUGAGGUCUCCCAGCCCGUCGCUAUGCAGACGCAGCCUGUUGUUGUAGAGCCUGUGAAGACUCGGAAGCCUGUCGGUGGAUUCCGUGGAGGUAUCAUCGGCUUCCUCCUCGGCCUAACAACGACCGGCGUCCUCGGCUACACCCAGCUCCUCCAAACCCACCACGACACCUCCUCUACCCUCCUCGCAACCGUCGAAGACCUCCAACGCAGCACCCUCUCCCUUACUUCCCACAUCCAGCGAAUCCAAACCCUCGAAACGCAGUUGAAGAAACUGGAGCAGAAGGUUGUUACGAAGGAGGAGGUGGAGGAGGUGAGGAGAGAUGUUAGGGGGAUGGUGGAAGGUGUUAGGAUUGAGGUUUUGGAGGGGAGGGAGGCUUUGACUGGGUUGGAGAGGGACUUUGCAGCGAUGGUUAGGAGGAGGAGGACGGAGCUCUGA